This is a messenger RNA of Stylonychia lemnae, 1011 nucleotides long. NCBI's taxonomy places the organism in Eukaryota, Ciliophora, Spirotrichea, Sporadotrichida, Oxytrichidae. The record is from the annotation of a GenBank genome assembly.
AUGGGUAAUUCUUGCACAUGCAUCAAGGAUGAUCAGAAGGAUUUAGAAGAAUUUAAAAAUAUUACCACAGAUAGAAAAGUUAGAGAAUAAUAAGCUGUCACAAUUCAAAAGAAUUUCAGAGCAUACUAAGCUAGGAAAUAGUAUGCACAGUUAAAAAACGAUCAUCUGGUAGGCGAUCCAAAUCUGGCAAUAGAAAUAUCAGCUAGAAUUUAGGACCUUUUGACUUUGAAAAGAAUAAGAAUAAUAGGAUAUUUGGGCCUAGGGAAUAAAGGCCACCAUAUAAACUACGAAAUGGAGCGAUUUACAUAGGAGAAUGGUAUUUUAAUAAUGUUUUACAUUUUCAAUAGGAACCCAACAACUAGUAAAAGAGAAGGCAGAGGUAAAUAAAUUUGGCCUGAUGGUUCAUAUUAUGAGGGAUAUUGGGUAACUGAUUAAGCCAAUGGUAAAGGAAGAUUAAUUCAUGCUGACGGGGAUGUCUACGAAGGUGAUUGGCUAAAUGAUAAAGCUGAGGGUUAUGGAAGGUAUACUCACAUGGAUGGAGCGUAAUAUGAAGGGUUUUGGAGAGAAGAUAAGCAGCAUGGAAAAGGUAAAGAAUCAUGGCCAGAUGGAGCUAUGUAUGAAGGAGAUUACAUACAUGGAAAGAAGCAUGGAAUCGGGAAAUUUAAAUGGUCAGAUGGUUCAAUAUAUGAAGGAUAAUUUAGGGACAAUAAUAUAGAAGGAGAUGGAAAAUACAGCUGGGCAGAUGGAAGAUCAUUUACUGGAACUUGGAAAUAAAAUAAAAUGCAUGGCAAAGGUGUUUUCACGUGGUCAGAUGGUAGAAAAUAUGAGGGAGACUAUGUUGAGGAUAAAAAGGAAGGCAGAGGAGUAUUUUACUGGCCAGAUGGAAGAUAAUAUAAAGGGAAUUGGUUAAAUGGAAAACAACACGGUUAAGGAACAUUUGUGGCAAUUAACGGGCAAUCCAGAGAUGGAUUGUGGCAAAAUGGAAAGAGGGUAAAGUGGCUAGAUGAAUGA